Molecule: messenger RNA, 14062 nt
Organism: Serinus canaria (Common canary)
Lineage: Eukaryota; Metazoa; Chordata; Aves; Passeriformes; Fringillidae
Exons: 6
Coding region: 4460-5743 (427 amino acids)
Source: RefSeq, a predicted model, not a curated record
CCUGAGGCCUGAGUGAGAUCAGCCCUGAGCCCUGAGUGAGAUCAGCCCUGAGUGAGAUCAGCCCUGAGCCCCAAGGGAGAUCAGCCCCGAGGGAGAUCAGCCCUGAGGCCUGAGUGAGAACAGCCCUGAGAUCAGCCCUGAGCCCUGAGUGAGAUCAGCCCUGAGCCCUGAGUGAGAUCAGCCCUGAGGCCUGAGUGAGAUCAGCCCUGAGAUCAGCCCUGAGCCCUGAGUGAGAUCAGCCCUGAGCCCCGAGUGAGAUCAGUCCUGAGCCCUGAGCGAGAUCAGCCCUGAGCCCCGAGUGAGAACAGGCCUGUGUGAGAUCAGCCCUGAGCCCUGAGUGAGAUCAGCCCUGAGCCCUGAGUGAGAUCAGCCCUGAGCCCUGAGUGAGAUCAGCCCUGAGGCCUGAGUGAGAUCAGCCCUGAGAUCAGCCCUGAGCCCUGAGUGAGAUCAGCCCUCCAGGCCGAGAUGGAGCAGCAGCAGCCUCGUCUGCCAUGGCUGGCUGAGGGUGCGAUGGCAGGGCCACCCCGCCCUCCCUCUGUUUUGAGGCUUUUUGAACAUAAACCAGCCUUUCCUCUGCGGAGGGUGGGUGGCUCUGGCGUGCAGGGGCAGCCUUGACUCGGAUGGGUGCAGGCUCUGUGACCCUGAGCUGUGUGAAAAGUCUCUGCUGCAGCCUGCACGUUCAAAGGAUGAGUCAAAGCUCUUCGGUUCUCGGUCUCAGAAUUGUUUUUUGUAUCUUAUCUAUAAAAUGUUUCCUCCUGCUCUGCCGAGGUCACUCAGCAAGACAGUUUCAGGCACUCUGCCUGCCCCUGGGGCAGUGCUAUCUUUUUAUACUAAAAACUACGUGUAACACGUUUACAAUUAUUUUCCAAUACCUAUCACCCAUGUUAGACAGUGAACUCCUACUCUAAACCAAUCUGAAAGUGCCAACAUCAGAGCAGAAGAUGGAGGUAGAGAAGAAGAAGAAGAAAGGUUAGACAUGCCCAAAUCCCUCCAUCUUGUCCCCAAAACCCCUAUAGUAAAAAUCCCAAAACCUACAUUUUCACCCAGUGCUAAUUUUAUUAUUACACUGCUUAAACUGCUGUGGCUUUCAGGUCUUCCUACAAAGCUGGCAAUUUGCUCCAUGGGUCACAGUCAAACCCACAGGUGUUCUGGGCUGUGUGCCAGGGUCUCUGAGCCCCCUGACAGGGGUCCCAGCACCCCCCGACUCCCAGAGGGAUGUCCUGAGUUCCGGCAUCCUUUGAGGGUGCUCAGCAUUUGGGAUGUGGCCCUUCAGGUGGGGCUGGGCAGGGGCUGCUCCCUGCCCCUGAGGAGCCUGGUCCUGGCAGGAAUUUGGGCUCUGCAGGAGGCGACACGCUUCCUUAGGCUGGCACAGCUCUCAAACCUGGAAGGAGCUGCUUCUCCUCCCCCGUUUAAGUGAGCUGCUAAAAGCGCUGGGUUGUUCUUCCACGGGGUUUCAAAUUCACUGCUCUUUCAUUAUCCUUGACCUUUUCACAUUUUUUACCAUAAGUGGGGAAAAAAAUUAACUUUGGAGUAAAUUACUGCAAAUCCCUUCUUAAAAAUGUUUAAAAACAGCCUGGGAGGCUGGGACAGGGGAGCAAUGGCUCUUGCUUGCCACUGUUUUCUGAGUAAAGAGCAUUUAAUGUGUGUUUGCCAAAAAUUAUGGAUCCUAAAUCCCCGUGACUCGUUUGGAAAUGACUUUUAGCAGGACAGGUGCACACAUCCUCCCCUGUACUUUGGGUUACGAGUGGCAGAAAGACAAAGGGUGUGAUGGGACAGGGCACCUUCCUGUGUGCUGCUCCUGAAGCCUUGCACUCUGGGUCUUGGUCCCUGUGUUUUUAUCUCUGUCUCUUCAUUCCCAUCUCUUGAUCCCUGUCUCUGGGUCUUCUUCUCUCCUUUCCCAUCUCUUGGUUGUCUUCUCUUGGUGCCCUUCUCUCCACUCCUUUCUCUUGGUCCCUAUUUCUUGGUGCUCUUCUCUUCUUUCCCAUCUCUUGGUCCCUUUCUCUUGGUCUCUUUCUCUCCUUUCCCAUCUCCUGGUCCCCAUUUCUUGGUGCCCAUUUCUUGGUGCUCUUCUCUCCUUUCCCAUCUCUUGAUCCCUUUCUCUUGGCCCCCAUCUCUUGGUCUCUUUUUCUCCUGUCCCAUCUCUUGGUCCCUAUUUCUUGGUCCCUAUUUCUUGGUCCCUAUUUCUUGGUCCCCAUUUCUUGGUGCCCUUCUCUCCACUCCUUUCUCUUGGUCCCUAUUUCUUGGUGCCCUUCUCUCCUUUCCCAUCUCCUGGUCCCCAUCUCUUGGUGCCCUUCUCUCCCAGGAGGGGGAAGGGGAAGGCAGGGAUCAGGAGCAGGAGCAGGAGCAGGAGCAGGAGGAGGAGCAGGAGCAGGAGGAGGCUGCAGCCCAGGCUGGGCUCCCAGCCCAUUCCCUGGACCCUAAAGAAGCCACCAGACCAAGACAAGGGCAGAGGCCCCCCUGGUGCUCACAGGGCUGAGCUCCCCCUUCUUCCCUGGCUCCCAGCUCCACCUGAACAUACACGCUGUCACAGAGAGUGGCUGAUGUCACAGAGAAAGCUGAUGUCACAUGGAGGAGCUAAUGUCACAUGGAGCAGCUGAUGUCACACAGAAUGGCUGAUGUCACAUGGAGGAGCUGAUGUCACACAGAACAGCUGAUGUCACAGGGCAUGCUUGAUGUCACAGGGAGAAGCUGAUGUCACGCGGAACUGAUGUCACACAGGGACAGCUGAUGUCAAAUGGAGCAUCUGAUGUCACACAGAAUGGCUGAUGUCAUAUGGAGCAGCUGAUGUCACACAGAAUGGCUGAUGUCACACAGAACUGCUGAUGUCCCACAUGGAGGAGCUGAUGUCACACAGAACGGCUGAUGCCACAUGGAGCAGCUGAUGUCACACACAACAGCUGAUGUCACAGGGCAUGCUUGAUGUCACAGGGAGAAGCUGAUGUCAUGCGGAACAGCUGAUGUCACACAGGGACAGCUGAUGUCAUAUGGAGCAGCUGAUGUCACAUGGAGGAGCUGAUGUCACACAGAAUGGCUGAUGUCCCACAGGGAGCAGCUGAUGUCACACAGAACAGCUGAUGUCACAUGGAGGAGCUGAUGUCACACAGAAUGGCUGAUGUCCCACAGGGAGCAGCUGAUGUCACACAGAACAGCUGAUGUCACAUGGAGGAGUUGGUCUGUAAUUAUCCCCUGGCCACCCAAAAUAUUGCUAUUAAACAGCUCCCAGCUCAGCUUCCAGCACGGGGAUCACAGCCAGAGCAGGGAACAUCCAAACCCUGGCCCUAGCAUGGGGACAUCAUCCUCCUGCAAAGCCCUCCAAUUCCCAAAAUCCCCCAACAUUCCUGCAAACCCCGAGGCUGGAGCUGGUGACUGAGGGGCAGAGAGAGACUUCCACCAAAAAUGAGCCUUAAGGAAAAUGCUGGGAUCAGCUCAGCUCCUGCCCUUCCCCUUCUCCCCUGGGGCAUCUUCCUGCUUGUUCCCUGCCUGGGAUAAAUUCCUGGGAAUAACAGGGAUAACAUGCUGUCAUGGGGAAUAUCCCGGUGUCCUUACAAACCCAUCCUCGGGGUCCCCUGCUCCCGGGGAAGGGGGGGGCUCUCCAGGGCCCAGCACCACUCCCAGUCAAUUAGAGAUGCAAAUGCACUCAGCAAAGUGUUCCUGCAGAUGUUGUUAAUUAAAGCAGCCCACCCCAAGCCCACAGUGAGCAAUCACCCCCCAAAAACGCCUUCCUGCUCUCAGAUGUUCCCAAUCACUGCUGCAGGAUCCUGCAGGAAUAUUAUUUUUGUAGGAGCAAACCAUUUGCUAAAUAGGCCACCUGUUAAAUAAACACUCCCACUCUCCAAAUAUUGUUAUUUUGUUUUUCAGCCUAUGCACAAUCUGGAUUUAUUUUAGAUGAAAAAAGAUAAUCACUAAAGCACAAAAACGCCCAAAAAACAGUAUUUUGACUAUUUGCAACUCUCCAUCUUGUGAGCACAUCUGCUCCUUUGCAAGCUGGCAGAGCUGCUACACUCAAAGAGAUUCACAGCUCCUUAUUCAGCCGGGAGCUGAUGAAUUUCCAUCUCUUCCCUUCUUUGUCACUUCUUCAAGCCUGAAUUGCUCCCCAGCCUCCCUUUCCCGAGCUGCCUCUUCCCUCAGGGACAAUCCCACAUCCAGGAUCGCUGCAGCCAAGUGCCACGGGACAAGGGACCGGGCUUGCCUCCGGCUCUGCUAUAAAAUCACAUUUUCUGAGCUCCCAAAGCCCACCUCGAGCUGUGCAGGAACAUCCACAGCCCCUGGAGAGCAGCAGGGGGGCUCUGCAGGAUGGGCACUCUCAGGAAAAUGGGGAUGGGAUGGGAUGGGAUGGAAUGGAAUGGAAUGGAAUGGAAUGGAAUAGAAUGGGAUAUUUCCCCGGAAGGGAUCUGCGACAGCUGCAGGAUUUAAACAGCACCACUGCCAUCAGAGCUGACCCAGCCUCUCCCCCUUUGCAAUGAAUGGGAUAAAUCUCAUGGAAUCAUGGAAUUGUUCAGGCUGGAAAAGCCAGGAUACAUCCCAUGAAGUCAUGGAGCUGUUCAUUUGGAAAAGCCAGGAUACAUCCCAUCGACUCAUGGAGCUGUUCAGGUUGGAAGCCCCAGAAUACAUCCCAAGGAAUCGUGGAGCUGUUCAGAUUGGAAAAGCCAGGAUACAUCCCAUGGAGUCAUGGAGCUGUUCAGGCUGGAAGCCCCAGGAUACAUCCCAUGGAGUCGUGGAGCUGUUCAGGUUGGAAAAGCCAGGAUACAUCCCAUGGAGUCAUGGAGCUGUUCAGGCUGGAAAAGCCAGGAUACAUCCCAUGGAGUCGUGGAGCUGUUCAGGUUGGAAAAGCCAGGAUACAUCCCAUGGAGUCAUGGAGCUGUUCAGGUUGGAAAAGCCAGGAUACAGCCCAUGGAGUCAUGGAGCUGUUCAGGCUGGAAAAGCCAGGAUACAUCCCAUGGAGUCAUGGAGCUGUUCAGGCUGGAAAAGCCAGGAUACAUCCCAUGGAGUCAUGGAGCUGUUCAGGUUGGAAAAGCCAGGAUACAUCCCAUGGAGUCAUGGAGCUGUUCAGGCUGGAAAAGCCAGGAUACAUCCCAUGGAGUCAUGGAGCUGUUCAGGUUGGAAAAGCCAGGAUACAUCCCAUGGAGUCAUGGAGCUGUUCAGGCUGGAAAAGCCAGGAUACAUCCCAUGGAGUCAUGGAGCUGUUCAGGCUGGAAAAGCCAGGAUACAUCCCAUGGAGUCAUGGAGCUGUUCAGGCUGGAAAAGCCAGGAUACAUCCCAUGGAGUCAUGGAGCUGUUCAGGUUGGAAAAGCCAGGAUACAGCCCAUGGAAUCAUGGAGCUGUUCAGGUUGGAAGCCCCAAGAUACAUCCCAUGGAUGUAUCCUGUGGAGCUGUUCAUUUGGAAAAGCCCUCUGAGAUCCUCCAAUGCAGCCAUGCCCAGGCCACCAGUGCCCCGUGUCCCCAAGUGCCACGUGCCCAGGCUGUUAAAUGCCCCAGGGAUGGGCACUCAGCCCUGCCCUGGGCAGCUGUGCCAGUGCCUGACCUUUCCCAUGAAAUCUUUGCCAGCAGCCAGGCUGCUCUCUGGCAGCAGCCCCGGCCUGGCCCCACACCUCUCUGGAUUCUGUGGCUGAAAUUACCCCCAGGUAUCAGAAAGUCUCUUUUUUUCCCAGCCCCACACUCGAAUAAGAAGUUGGGAUUCCUCAGCUCUGCUUUCCAAGGUUGUUUCAUUUCCCUUAUCCAUUCCAUUCUGUCUCUGCCCUGCUGAGCUCUGUCCAGCAGGUCGGGUUGUGGCACAGUCCCUGCCCUUGGGCUGGUGUUGGCUUUUUGUACUCAGAACUACCUGUGCUUUAUUUACAAUAAUUUCCCAAUCCCUAUCACCUGUGUCAGACAGUCUGUGUGUGCUCUAAACCAAUCCAGAACUGUCACCAUCCCAACAGGAGAUGGAGAACAAGAAGGAGAAGAAGGACAGGACACACCCAGAUUCCUCCAUCUUGUCUCUUGAACCCCCAUUCUAAAUCCCCAAAAUUCUACUUUUUCACCCUGUGACAAUUCACCAUCAUUCUACUCAAACCCCUGUGGCCUGUAACUCCUCACACAGAGUUGGGAAUUGUUUUCAUGGGCUAAAAUCCAAGGCACAGGUGUCUGUGACCCCGUGCCAAGGUCCCUGAGCCCCCUGCCAGGGUCUGGGGUCCUAACCCGCCAUCCUCACCCUGAGCCCCUGCCAGGGUCUGGAGUCCUCACAUGCCAUCCUCACCCUGAGCCCCUGCCAGGGUCUGGGGUCCUCACAUGCCAUCCUCACCCUGAGCCCCUGCCAGGGUCUGGGGUCCUCACACGCCAUCCUCACCCUGAGCCCCCUGAGCCCCUGCCAGGGUCUGGGGUCCUCACAUGCCAUCCUCACCCUGAGCCCCUGCCAGGGUCUGGGGUCCUCACACGCCAUCCUCACCCUGAGCCCCUGCCAGGGUCUGGAGUCCCCACAUGCCAUCCUCACCCUGAGCCCCUGCCAGGGUCUGGGGUCCCCACAUGCCAUCCUCACCCUGAGCCCAUCAAUGCCCAGCUCAGCCAGCUCCAGGCUGCCCUGCAGCCCCUGAGCACGGAGCCCCAGCAGCUCCCAGACUCCUCCAAGGGCUGCUGUGCUUUCUGACUCCAAUGUAGCUCCUUAAAUAAUUCCACAGAUCCUGGGUUACUCGUUUCACUUCGAGUGUGGCUCCCAAAUUAGUGGUGUGUGUUAAUUGGGCAGCUAAUUCCCCUCCCAGAAGAAAAACACAACCUUAAAGAUGAUCAUAAUGAUUCUUCUUUUCGGUGCUGUGCUGCUAAUGUCUUUAGGAUAUUUUAAUAAAUGAGAGGCCUUAAUUAGAGCAGAGUGAGCCCCACAGUGCCCCUCCACAUAAAAUACACGUGUGUAGGGUGAGAGGAGGAAGAGCUGGGUCCUUUCAGGGCAGACCCUUUCCUCAACCCUCCAUCACAGCCUUUGCCAUAAAGAAAUCCAGGAUUCCUUUCAUUCAAAGCCUAGACUUUAAAUCCCUACACCCAUCUCAGGGCAGUAUUAAAUAUUAAAGCCAGAUAUUAAAAUUUCAAGGAACCUAAAUUAAACCGGAGGUACUCCAAAAUAAGUGCUGCUGAAUAUUUAAUGGCAAAGAUUUCGUAAUUAACUUUGGAAAUCUCUCCCACCCGGACAGAGGGGAGCUGCCCAGUGAAAUGUGACCAUCCCAGGGACCUCCCAGGGGGCUGCAGGUGCCUCCCUGAAAGAUUCAGGUUUCUCAGGCUCUGUGGAAUUCCUGUGGCUCCUUGAGGAAGCCUUGCCAGCCGUCCUCCUUCCCAAAACCAAAACCAUCUAGUGGAAAAACCAGCCUCGCUUGAAAGUUGGAUUUGUAGUUAGACCAAUGAUGCAUCUGAUGGAAUUCUUUUCUAAACCUGAAGAGUUCAUCUUUGGUUUUUAAGGACAGGGGAUCUAUUUCAUAUGAAGCAGUGCUGGCUGUAGAACUGUCACACACAGAGUUGUUUUAGCUUUCCAGAUGUCCCAGUGGCUCGUGAGGAAUGUGUGGCACAAACUGCAGUUCCAGGAUAAAGCUGAUACCUGGAAUUCCAGCAGAGCACCCCAGCAGCCCCAUCCUCCCCUGAGGGCUCCCUGGGGCUGCCCAGGAGUUCUUGUCUGGGGCUCCCUCAACCUGCAGUGAGCUGAGAAAGGCUCCUGGCAUUCCAAGGGAGGAGCACAAACCAUCCCAAACGGAGCUGGGGCUUGGAGCAGCUCUGCCUCCCCCCAGCUCAGCACCGAGCAGCCACCACACAGACACUCCUGAAUGAUGCAGCAGAGAUUGGAGCCAAAAAUAGCCCAGAAAAACAAAAAUACCCUCAGACAAGUAAUGAAAGUGUGGUUUUGAGGUGAUUUAUUAGGAAUUAUGAGGCAGUGCUGGCUUUGUGCUGAGCUGUGAGCAGUGAAAUUGGAAUAAACACAAUAAUCUCACUGUGUUAAUAAAGUUUCACAGUUCCCUGGCUGCCGAGGGAGGGACAGGAUCUGGAGGAGAGGUUUUGUUCAAAUCUCUGUUUCACCAGCAAAAGCAGUGAGUGGGGCAGGGUGGGGAGGAGGCAGCUCCACCUGUGCAAGGCAGCCCUGGGAAAGGCAUUCCUGGGGAAAACUGCAAAUCAGGACAGGGAAAACGGGCACUGUUUGCACAGCUGAGGGAAUCAGGAGCCACUUCCCCUUCCUGUCCAGGCUGAUCCCUGCCAGGCACACCAAGGGCAAUCUGGAGCUCUCCAGGGAGCUGACAGUGGCCAAUGGCAGGGCCCAGCUCAGAGCUUUGAAAUAAAUAAUAAAAUAAAAUAAAAUAAAAUUAAAUUAAAUUAAAUUAAAUUAAAUUAAAUUAAAUUAAAUUAAAUUAAAUUAAAUUAAAUUAAAUUAUAAAAUAAUAAAAGUAACCUCUGUUUCUGCCCACCAUCCAUUCCAAGGUGCUGCUGGGAUUCCACAGAUCACGUGGCCAAUGCCCAAACAAUUCAAUAUUCCAAAGCUGCUCCCUCUUCAUUGUAGAACCCCAGACUGGACUGGGUUUGGAGGGACCUUAAAUCCCACCCAGGGCUUUGGAGGGACCCUAAAUCCCACUGUCCCAGCCUGCUCCCAGCCCAUCCAGCCUGGCCUUGCCUCUGCUUGCAGAGACCUCCACAUCUCUGGGAGCCCCUCCAGGGAAAUGGGGAAGUGGGGAAAUGGGGAAUUAUUGGGGAAUUGAGGAAUUGGGAAAAUGGGGAAGUGGGGAAAUGAGGAAAUGGGGAAUUGGGGAAAUCCCACCCAGGGCAGGGAACUGGGGAAAUGGGGAAUUGGGGAAAUAGGGAAAUGGGGGAAUGGGGAAAUGGGGAAAUGGGGAAAUCCCACCCAGGGCAGGGAACUGGGGAAAUGGGGAAAUAGGGAAAUGGGGGAAUGGGGGAAUGGGGAAAUGGGGAAAUGGGGAAAUCCCACCCAGGGCAGGGAACUGGGGAAAUGAGGAAUUGGGGAAAUGGGGAAAUGGGGGAAUCCCACCCAGCUGGGGCAGCCCAGCUGGCCGGGUGGUGCUCAGAGCCCCAACAGCACAGGAGCUGUGUCUGGAACUGCUUCCCUCGCUCUGGAAUUUGCUGAUUCCACUCUGGAAUCGGCUCCCUCUCUCUGUGCCUGCCCUGAUGGGUUUCCCGUUGCCCUCAGCAGUCUGUGCUCCCCGCUCCCGCCGGGAUCGCCGCUCCCUCCCUCCCUCCCUCCCUCCCUCCACAGCCCGGAGUAAAUCCCUGACCUGACCAAGUGUGAUUUUACUGGCAGCAGCCUGGGGGAGGAGGACAGAGCAGCCCUUGGGAGCUGUGAGCAGCACUGGCGGUGGUGACAGGGGGGGAGCAGGGCUUUCCCUGGGAUGUCCUUUCCCAGGGAUGUGCUUUCCCUGGGAUGUGCUUUCCCGGGGAUGUGCUUUCCCUGGUGUCCCGUGGCACUCCAGCCUCUGCCCAGCAGCUCCCAGCUCUGCCCUCCCGCCUCACCCCAGGGCCCAUCCCAUCGGAUGGCCUUGGAAGAGCUGAACCAGGGCCCAUUCUGCAGAAGGCUGAUGAAGGAAAACCCACGUUUCCCAUUCAUUCCCACCCCUGGAGUGCUGAAAAAUCCCUUUGGCAGGAGCCCAGCGCUCUUCUUCCUGCAGAAUAAAGGGCUGGGGUGAAUCCAGCCCAAAGCCAUCCUCUCAGAAAGCAAACCUGCCAGGUCUGACACGUGUGCUCUGGGAAGCAGCCACCCACAGCCAUCAAAUGCUCUUAUUAAAAUAAACACGAAAUCAGAGAGGUUCAGACCUCGGUGCUUUAAACAAAGCAAACCCCGCUGGGUUUGUGUAACUGAGAGGGAGGGCUGGCCCUGGCUGUUGACUUAUGAAUUUCCAUUUUCAUUCAUGGCAAAUAUUGGCCUUCCCUUCUCAUUCCCUGCAGAAAGUGAGGCAGAACCAUUGAAUGGAAUCUGGGAAAGAAUAAAAUCAACCUGCAAAUGGGGGGGUUUGACUGGGGCCCACAGUGAAGAUAGCCAGGUAAUCCUAAGCAAUGCCAGAAUGUUUCCAUAGUUGAGCCAGAGCCACAGCAGUGAUCCAAGGAAAGCAAGGACACGUGGAAUGCUCAGUCCCAAAUAUAAAAACCUUCAGCUAUGCUCCAGCCUCCGAGGAGUAUCCCACAAACGCACCUUAACUGUAAAGAAAACCAUUUUUAUUGAAUUUCCCAAAGCUCAGCUUAGUUAAAUAAAUUUAUUCUGAUUUUAUUAAUGAUGGGGCUGAAGGAAACUCAGCCACGAGAGCCAACCCUUAACAAGCUGCAGGUCUGUGAGCUGAGGGGGGAGUGAGAGCCACCAACACUCCUGGGUUUAUCCCGGACAAUCCCACAGCACCAGGGAAAGGCAAAGCCAAGUCCCAGCCCUGUGGGAGCACAGGCAGCUUCCUCACAGGUGAACUCUUGCCUGAACUCAUAAUAAAUCCAAGAGUAAUCCUAAAAUCAUGGAAUGCUUUGGGUUGGGAGGGACCUUAAAGCCCUUCCAGUUCCUCUUCCCUGCUCCUCCCACUCUCCCAGGCUGCUCCCAGCCCCAGUCCCAGCCUGGCCUGGGCACUGCCAGGGAUGCAGGGCAGCCACAGCUGCUCUGCACAAUCAGCCUGGAGGUGUUUCUGUAAAAUGUGCAAUUCUCACCACUCCAGAGCCAUAAUUCCAUCACAUUCCAGGCGCUGCCCACCGCCCACCCCUGCCAAAACCCCUCUUCCAGCACAACGUGCAGCCUCUGUUUGGAAGGAUCACAUCCUGGAUUUGUCUCCUGGCUUGUUUACAGCUGACAGCAGCGCAAGCCAAGCGAAUCCAAGGAAAUCAAAUCCCUGGCAGUGCCCUGGUCACCCCUGCACUGCUGCAGAAAUCUAUUCCCACAGCUGGGGCCGCUCCAACUGCAUCAAAUUCCACUUAAACUCCAUCAGCCGGCAGCAGCCGUGCAGAAACACAUCCCCACAGCUCCCGGCAGGGCUGGUGGAGCAGAGCAGGCUCCCUCCAGAGGCCGGGAAUUCCUCACCCACCCCAGCCAGGGCUGGGAGCUCCUUCCGUGUGUGCCCAUCCCUCUGUCAGCCCGACAAUCCAGCACCUGCGGCUCGCUCCAGGGAGGAUCUGAUCCUCACUCCAAGGAAGGUUUGAUCCUCACUCCAGGGAGGAUCUGAUCCUCACUCCAAGGAAGGUUUGAUCCUCACUCCAGGGAGGAUCUGAUCCUCACUCCAAGGAAGGUUUGAUCCUCACUCCAGAGAGGAUCUGAUCCUCACUCCCAGGAAGGUUUGAUCCUCACUCCAGGAAAGGCUGCAUCCUCUUUCCAGGGAGGAUCUGAUCCUCAUUCCGGGGAGGGUUUGAUCCUCAUUCCAGGGAGGAUCUGAUCCUCAUUCCGGAGAGGGUUUGAUCCUCAUUCCAGGAAAGGCUGCAUCCUCUUUUCAGGGAGGAUCUGAUCCUCAUUCUGGGGAGGGUUUGAUCCUCACUCCUGGGAGGAUCUGAUCCUCAUUCCCAGUGAGGAUCUGAUCCUUGCUCCCAUUGAGGAUGUGAUCUUUGCUCGCAGGGAGGGAUUGAUCCUCAUUCCCAGUGAGGAUUUGAUCCUUGCUCCCACUGAGAAUUUGAUCCUCGUUCCCAGUGAGAAUUUGAUCCUCCCUUGUUCCCAGUGAGGAUCUGAUCCUCAUUCCCAGUGAGGAUGUGGCUCCGUGGGAGAAACCUGGGGGUGCAGAGCCCCUGAGCUGCCCUGGGGUCCCUGAGGGACCCCGAGCCCCAGAGAGGACAAAGCCAUUGAACCCAGCAAGUGCACAAACCACGGGAGGUGUUGAGUCCCUUCUCCUUCUGUUUCCACCCAGGAUUGUAUUUUAUUCCCAAAUCAGGUUCAGAUUGUACAUUGUGUUACGAUUAGCAAAGGAUAACUAUAUAUAUAUAUACAAAUAUAUAUUUUACUCUUUUUUAUUCAUUUCUAAAGAAAUCCCCUGGGGGUGCCAGGACACGGUGAGGAUUUUUGUUUUUCACAAGUGGUUUACAGUAACUCAACUCAACGGAUGCCUUAUUCCUGAGGAUGGCAGGAGUUUCGGAAGAGGAACAAGCCCCUGUCCCCAGGUCCUGGCAGGCAGGGGUGCCUGAGGCAGGGAGGGUGUUUCUGUGGAAAGCAGGACGGGAGCAGAGAGAGGAGCUGGGGUCUGAGAGGCGCUUUGGGACCCCAGGCUCGGGCUGGCAUUCCCAGAUGCAGGCACUGCCCGAGCCCCCCGAGCCCUCAGAAGGGGCUGGUGCCUUUUGGGGGCUCUCAGGCCGAGGCAGAUCAGUACAGACCCAAUGCUGCAGCACACACAGUGUCUGUGCCCGUGUCCCACAGAUCUCCCUCCCUGCAAUUCCAUAAAAAUCCUUUCUAAAAUGUGCAGAGAUUUUUCCAAAGCCGCUCAUUGACAUCCCCUGCUGCUGUUCCACGGGCAGGGAGGAAAAUCCCUUUCCCAGAAGUUUUUCCUUUGGUUAAGAGCAGAACUUCUCCUCUCCGGGAUUAAACCACGGUGACAUUCCCUUUCCCCCUCUCUCUGAUCUGUUUCACCCGAGGUUGGCAGAGUCCCGAGCUCAUCCCAGUUUCACUCCAGCCCGUAGGGUGAGUGCAUUCCUUGCUGCAUCCCUUCUCCAAACUCAAUCCCAAAACCAUCCAGCAGUUCCUGCAGGGCUCCCACGGAGCCUCCCUGAUCCAGAGCUGUUCCCACACCACUUCCACCCCUCCUGGGUCUGUCCUGAUGGCCGGGGCACCCAGCACCACAGGGCAGGGCUCCACCGGCCCUGCGUGCCAGGAUUUCCCCUGGUCCCCGUGGCUCCAGAGUUCCCCUGGGAUCAGGGCAGCUUUGUAGUGACCCACUGUGGUGUUGUACCCCCAAACCCCUGCCCUGGCACCAGGAACAUCCCAGGAAGGCUUUCCUGGCAGCUGAACCCCAGGAAAAGCCACCAGAGCCGUGCUCACCCUGCCCCAAAGUCCCUUCUUCUGACCCAAAAAUCCACCAGUCCAAAACUCCAUCAACACCAAAAAUACACCCACCCACCCCAAAAAUCCACCGACCCCAAAAAUCCACUGGCCCCAAAAAUCUGUUGGUCCCAAAAUUCCACCAAUCCCACAAAUCCAUCAACCCCAAAAAUCCGCCAGCCCCAAAAAUCCACUGACUCCAAUAAUCCAACUCCAAAAAAUCUACUGACCCUGAAAAUCCACCAAUCCCAAAAAUCCUCCCACCCCAAAAAUCCCCCGACCCCAAAAACGCACCGACCCCGGCAGUGUGGAGCAGGGGGCCCUGGGGGAGCCCAGGCCAGGAGGAGCAGGGUUGCUGCAGCCACAGCCCUGGGAGCAGUCCUGUGUCCCGGGAGGAUCCCUGUGUCCCGGGAGGAUCCCUGUGUCCCGGGAGGAUCCGUGUGUCCCAGGAGCAGCCCUGUGUCCCGGGAGGAUCCAUGUGUUCCGGGAGCAGCUCUGUGUCCCGGGAGGAUCCGUGUGUCCCGGGAGGAUCCGUGUGUCCCGGGAGGAUCCCUGUGUUCCGGGAGCAGCCCUGUGUCCCGGGAGGAGCCCUGUGUCCCGGGAGCAUCCCUGUGUCCCGGGAGCAUCCGUGUGUCCCGGGAGGAUCCAUGUGUCCCGGGAGGAUCCCUGUGUCCCGGGAGGAGCCCUGUGUCCCGGGAGCAUCCGUGUGUCCCGGGAGGAUCCCUGUGUCCCGGGAGCAGCCCUGUGUCCCGGGAGGAUCCCUGUGUCCCGGGAGGAUCCCUGUGUCCCAGGAGGAUCCCUGUUGUCCCGGGAGCAGCCCUGUGUCCCGGGAGGAUCCGUGUGUCUCGCUUCGUGUGCUCUUGUGUGGGGUAGAGAAGGUGGCCCUGUCGUGUUGUUCGUGAGCUGUUCUUCCCCAGAGAGGUGUCCCAUGUAAAAUACGUCAGUGCAAAGUGUAUAUUUUAUGUGAGAGGAAAAUACAUUUUAAUAAAGGUAAAGCUUUGUUUAGCUGUAAAAAAUGGCAACUGUUCAAGUGUACAGUAACUUCUUACUAAUGUAUGAAAAUCUGUGAUAUUUUUGAUUUGAUUGUAUUUGUAUUGCCCAAAUAAAACAUUUUGGCUGUAUUGUUCCUAA